UUCAGUGGGCCUUGCUCUUGGGCCACAACACUCAGGGGCCCGCCACCGCAUGGGGCACCUCCCUCUCUCCCUCCUAGCUUUGGUCAGCCCAUCCCUUGGCAGCACUGUGGGGUCACCUUGCAAGAUGUGGGUCCAGGGCUUGCUGUGGCUGUGGCCUCUCAGCCAGAGAGGAUGGAGUGAUGCUUCAGGAACAGGCGGCUGGACCGGAGCGAGUGAACCAGCUCCAGAGACUCCGGCCUGGAACAAAGAAUUCACAUUGUCUACUGAGAAAAUUGCCGAUAAAGAUGAAGAGAAUUCUGAGCGAGGAAACUGGUCAAGCAAAUCAGACUACCUCCUCUCGAUGGUUGGCUAUGCUGUGGGCCUGGGGAAUGUGUGGCGCUUUCCAUACUUGACCUAUCAGAAUGGAGGAGGAGCUUUCCUGAUACCUUACACCAUCAUGCUGGCCCUGGCUGGCCUGCCAUUGUUCUUCCUGGAAUGCUCCCUCGGGCAGUUUGCCAGCUUAGGACCCAUUUCAGUUUGGAGGAUUCUACCCCUUUUACAAGGAGUGGGAGUCACAAUGGUGAUCAUCUCGACAUUUGUGACCAUUUAUUACAACGUCAUCAUUGGCUACAGCCUCUAUUACUUAUUUGCCUCCUUCCAAAGCAAGCUCCCUUGGUCAGAAUGCGACCCAGAGUGGGCCAACGAUAUUUGCAGUAAGACGCCACUAGUGCUUGCAUGCAAUGUCACAUCAGAAGAUGGCACUAUUAUUCCUACCAAUUACUCUUGGGUCAAGAAUCACAACCUCACGUGCAUCAAUGGCAGCAAGGUGUUUGCAAACACCCAGGUUCCCAGCGAACAAUACUGGAACAAAAAGGUCCUUCAGCGCACGGAGGGGUUGAAUGACACCGGGGAGAUUGUGUGGUACCUCGCCCUCUGCCUCCUCCUUUCCUGGCUGAUCGUGGCAGUGGCCUUGUUCAAAGGAAUCAAGUCUUCAGGAAAGGUUGUUUACUUCACGGCCAUCUUCCCGUACGUCAUCCUGGUGAUCUUGCUGGUCCGAGGUGCCACUCUGGAAGGGGCUCGCGAGGGCAUUGAGUAUUACAUUGGGUCCCAGUCUAAUUUCACCAAGCUGACAGAGGCAGAGGUCUGGAAAGACGCUGCCACACAGAUCUUCUUCUCUCUGUCUGUCGCAUGGGGCGGGUUGGUCGCCCUCUCCUCCUACAAUAAAUUCAACAACAACUGUUAUUCAGACGCCAUCUUCGUCUGUGUGACAAAUUGCCUCACCAGUGUCUUUGCUGGCUUUGCGAUUUUCUCCAUCUUGGGACACAUGGCAUUUGUGGCGGACAAGAAGGUCUCAGAAGUCGUCGAUUCAGGUUUUGACCUGGCAUUUGUUGCCUAUCCAGAGGCUCUUUCCAAACUCCCUGUUGCCCCCCUCUGGUCCUUCUUGUUCUUCUUCAUGCUGCUGCUUUUGGGUCUCGAUUCCCAGUUUGCUACUGUAGAGACCAUCACAACCACCAUCCAUGAUAUCUACCCCAAACUGAUGAAGAAAAUGAGGAUCCCAGUGACCUUGGGCUUAUGUGCGGUGCUGUUCCUCCUUGGGCUCAUCUGUGUCACCCAGGCAGGAAUCUACUGGGUCAACCUGAUAGACCAUUUCUGUGCCGGAUGGGGGAUCCUUUUUGCAGCUGUCCUGGAGCUGGCAGGAAUUAGCUGGAUUUAUGGAGGAAACCGGUUUAUCGAAGACAUCGAAAUGAUGCUUGGGAAGAAGAGCUGGUGUUUCUGGCUGUGGUGGAGAGCCUGCUGGUUUGUCAUCACGCCUUGCCUCCUGCUCGCAAUUUUGAUUUGGUCUUUGAUCACAUUUGACCCUCCUAAAUAUGGCUCAGUUACGUACCCUGCCUGGGGAUCUGCGGUUGGUUGGUGCAUGAUCACAUUCUGCCUCAUUUGGAUCCCCAUCAUUGCAAUUUACAAGAUCAUAAAAGCAAAAGGGAAUCUGUGUCAGCGCAUCGCCGCCUGCUGCAAGCCCCAGGCCAACUGGGGGCCUGCCCUGAUGUGCCACCGUGGCGAAAGGUACUGCAACGUGGUCGACGAAGAGAAGGAACGGGACUUUGAGAUCCCAACCGUGGAUGGCUACAUACACAAGCUGGAGUGAUGAGGCCGGAUGGGAGGCGAGAGGCGUCCUUCGAAACCCACACACAGCAGAGUUUGGGGUGGGGUGUGGAAUGGGUUUUUAUUGUUUUUUAAUCAUGGAAGCCAUGCUAUUUAUUCUGAGAACUGGUAUAUUCUGUUAGAGAGCAACGGAUAAAUAAGUCAGUGGCACUUGGAGGCAGGUUCUUCAGCACCAGCGUGUACCAAGAGAUCAACCCGCCCAGUUGCAGGGUGCAGCGAGGAGGGCAGCAAGUCUCCUCCGCCCCUAGAAGAUGCUUCAUCGGAUCCAUGCUGUGCAUGGGGAGAGGUGGAGGUGGCUACAGAGUUCAGCCCCCUCUUCCCAGGGGGGCUUAAACUAGACCUUGCUGGGGGAGGGGGUCUGAUCCUCUGACAUGUCCUUGAAGAACUUUGCACAAAUCCUCCCUGGAGCCUUAGCCUUCUACCUGACAAAUGAGGACAAAAGCCCUAUUCUACCUCUCAGGGGUGUUGUAAUGGGGAAUGCACUUCGUUGUACCAUAAGGGUGAUUCAGAAUCAUGCAAGUGCCAAAUGCUGCAAUCCUAUGCACACUUACCUGAAAGUAAGCACCAAUGAAGUCAAUGGGACUUACUUCUGAGUAGGUCAGUCUGUAUGACACGAAGAUGUUUCCAUCUUAAUGUUCCUGGAGCUAUGAUUAUGACACUAUAUAACACUAUGUGUGUGUGUGUGCGCGAGAGUAUGUGUGUCCACAUUAUAUUACACACACACAUAUAUCCAGGCAUUCCAAAUUCAGAAAGCCUGGGUGAUGUGCACAUUUUAUUUUAUUUUGCAUAAUUUAUUCUUUCAUUUUUAUUUUACUCUUCUUUGCUCUGAGCGGGAAGGGCAAAGGCACUGAAUAUCCCCCCCCCCUCAGCCAGUGUUGCUCACACAUCUCCAAGCAUAUCUUCAGAAUCAUAAGGGCUAGCAACUUGGGAGUUUUUCUUGCCAAAAUGAGAUUAUUUGGAAACAGGACCUGUGCCCAGUGCCACAUUUUGUGCUCGUGGCCCUAGCUAUUCUCAGCAGGCCCAAAGUGGCUGGCUGGCCAGCCAAGCAGCUGACUUUUACUUUACUUUUUGUUUUGUGUAUUCUUCUUCUUGCCAUCUCUUUGUGACACAGAGGUUCUUUCCACAUCUUCCUCCCUACUCCUUCCUACCACCUCCUUCCCAAUUUCUGUGUGCCUCCAGGGACGGUCGUUUUUGUUAAGAAUUGUUGCACGAAAGAGUCAGCACUUGCUGUCCAUUGUUCGCUUAAACCCACUGUUCUUGAUACCUUCAGACAGCCUGAGCUGCAAGUGGAACCUUCCCCUAGAGCCCAUCUAGAUGUUUAUUUCAUAGCAUUGUUAUUUUCUGCCAAAAGAGAAAAGUGGCAUUUUAAUUUUUUUAUUUAUUUUAUUUUUUAAGAAAUAUGGGAUUUCAGCACCUUUUUUGUUGUGGCUAGAUACACUCCGCUAUUCAGGACCUUGUGGCUGGUGUCUUCCAGGGAUGGGAAGCCUGUGAGUUCCCCAUAACAUCUGGAGGGCCACCGAUUCCUUAUGCCUGGCCUAUGCUCCCAAAGGCAACCGCUUCUUUGGACCCCCAACGGAAGUGACAGGGUGUGGGGAAGGGGGGAGCAACUCUUUCUUCCCAAUGACCUCAGUGAAAGGGAGGAAGUGGAGUGGCUUCAUCCUUCUGACAGAAUCCACACAGCUGGCCCUCAGAAGCAGGCUGCUCCCUGGAUUUCUGAUUCUGGGUGGAUGUGUGGUAGAAAACCACGUGGCAGGAUGUGACAACCAAGUUGUUGCGGAUGCCCCUCCGCGGUGCGUGACCACGUGGUUUCCUGGAUACCGUUCCCCGGCUGUUUUCAACAUUUCCUGUCGAGUGGAGGCCAAUGUCCCAGCAAUCUCGUUUUCCAAAAAGGAGCCCUUGGACCGUGUGAAACGGCCAUCGCCUGUACUCUUUGUUUGAGGGGCAGCUGUACCACCUCCCCUUCCGUGACGUUUUGAAACUCAUUCUUCCACGCCACGUGGCAGGGACCAAGUCCUGUGGCAAAAGGGGGGAGGCCGACUAUUUCCCCCCACGUGCCUUUUUUAUACUGCAGAUGUGUUGUCUGUUUUGUGAAAUGAACAUGUUGCCAUCUGAAAUCAAUAAAAUGCUGAGUUUUUUAAAAA
Rhineura floridana is the source of this 4280-nucleotide messenger RNA. It is a transcript of the gene SLC6A14, whose product is annotated as solute carrier family 6 member 14. The transcript has 14 exons. Gene Ontology annotation, molecular function: L-proline transmembrane transporter activity. Lineage: Eukaryota; Metazoa; Chordata; Lepidosauria; Squamata; Rhineuridae. The coding region runs from base 50 to 2122 and encodes 690 amino acids. The record is from RefSeq and is a predicted model, not a curated record. Gene Ontology annotation, cellular component: membrane. Gene Ontology annotation, biological process: sodium ion transmembrane transport.